Messenger RNA from Myxocyprinus asiaticus (Chinese sucker), 1271 nucleotides. It is a transcript of the gene cbln13, whose product is annotated as cerebellin 13. The coding region runs from base 67 to 684 and encodes 205 amino acids. NCBI's taxonomy places the organism in Eukaryota, Metazoa, Chordata, Actinopteri, Cypriniformes, Catostomidae. The transcript is spliced from 4 exons. The record is from RefSeq and is a predicted model, not a curated record. Gene Ontology annotation, molecular function: protein binding.
AGUGCAAAAUGCAAUCUGCGCCACAAAAGCAUAUAGAAAUACUUAGAUUGCAGGGUAACAAGGAAGAUGUUGGCUCUAAAGAUGGUUUUAUUGGUCUGUGUUGGUGCCUCAUUGGCACAAGAGUUGAUUACGGCAGAAAAACUAAAGAGCAUCGAGGAAAGACUGCGAAUCACAGAGGCAACUCUGAAUGAACUGAAGAGAGAGAAUGAAGCUUUAAGGAUGACUGCACAAGCCUCAGAGAUAAAGCUUGAAUCUCUUCAGGCAGUGAAUAAAGCCAAAGAGGUUGCGUUUUCAGUUGGACUUUUGUCAGCUGGAUCACAACAAUUUGGACCCUUCAGUACACAGGAAAAUCUGGUCUACAAAAAAAUCUUCAUUAACACUGGAAAUGCAUAUGACUCAAGCACUGGUAUUUUCACAGCACCAGUGAAUGGAGUCUAUUUCUUCAGAUUUUAUGUUCAUUCUCACCCUGAUAAACAAAUGGCAGUCAGUCUCUAUAAGAAUUCUGAAAGGCAAUGCUCUAUUUUUUCGUUGAAGCCUCAGACCAACACUAAUGCCAGCAAUGGUGUUAUUCUUACACUGAAGAAGGGUGAUAAAGUUAACACACAGCUGUGGGAGAACAGCUGGUUGUAUGAUGACGAAAACAACUACACCAGUUUUAGUGGUUUUCUGCUUUUCCCCUCUUAAAUGUCAGAUUCUCUAGUCCACUUAAUCAACUGUCACAAAAGUUCAAAUAAAAAAUAAGACUCAAUGUGCAUGUCUGAAGGUGAGAUCUAAAGUCUUGGGUCUAAAAAAAAGUGAACAGAAUAACUCCAAACUUAAUAGCUGAUAUAUGUAUACAUUAGGCAAUUAGUGCAUAUUAAUUAGCCAUGGCCCAUAAAUAAGUAAUGUUACAUUAAUAUUACACCUUACAUUUGUUUUGUUUAAUGUUACUAAAUUUAAAACAACUUAUUCAUAUAGUGGUUUUUUAUUUCUGUCUUAAUGCCAACUUGCCAGAAUGUUUUUUAAAGGUGACAACUGGCACAGAUUUUUCCAGUUCAAAGGCAAAUGAAAGCUAAGUUAUUGAUUUAUUAAUGUGCUUUUAUCUGAUUUAUCUAUGUGUCAUUUUCAUCAACCACAAAAUAAUUGUGUAACUACUGGCCAAUGGGUAUAUCAUAAUCACUGUGUUGAUUGCAACUGAUUACAGUAAUAAGGAAUGAAGUAACUAGGUUGAAAAUAUAAAUCCAGAUGUUUGGUGACAAAUAAAAUAAAUAAAUAAAAAAUAAAAAUACGAA